GUACACUUUUCUCAUUUUCAUCAGAUUUAUAAAGGUAAAAGGCAACCCUCUCAAAAUGUUUUCUUUCCUUACAGGCGUAUUUGUGUUAGGAUCAAUACUUUCUAUGCCUGAUGCUUGGAGGAUCAUCACGAUUUGAGAUUGAGAGUCAGAAAAAUCAAGGCUGAAAUUGAAAAUCAUCCUUGGUAAAUCUCAUUUUCAUGGCUCAAAUUUACUCAAACCGUUGAUUCAUUGCCUCAUAAUUUCCACACCAUCAUUAAAGAAUGACUGCGUCUUUUGAUCCUCACGACAAAUCCAGUUGGUAUUUUGGACAAAUGUCAAGACAAGAUGCAACUGAUCUUUUAAUGGCGGAAAAAGAAGGGGGCGUUUUCUUAGUGAGAGAUAGUGUAACAAUACAAGGAGACUACGUUCUUUGCGUCAGGGAAGAUCAGAAAGUUAGUCACUACAUCAUAAACAAAAUGCAGCAGAAUUAUCAAAUAAGUUACAGAAUUGGAGAUCAGACAUUUCCAGACCUCCCUAACCUAAUAGCUUUUGAUAAACUUCAUUACUUAGACACAGCUCCUCUUAUUAGACCGGCUCCUAGACGAAUAGAAACUGUGAUCGCCAAGUAUGACUUCGAUGGCAAGGAUGAAGACAACUUACCUUUCAGGAAAGGAGAUAUUCUGACUAUAGUUGCCAAAGAUGAAGAACAAUGGGGGACAGCAAAAAAUUGCCUGGGACAAACUGGUUCCAUUCCUGUAUCAUACGUACAUAGGGUAAGCACCAAUAACUGGUCGUGUCUGUUCAUCUGUGAUGAUUAUCUACUUCCACCUUAUGUGUUCCGUGUGAAUCACUCUUUGUGAAAGGAGGAAUAUCGUUAUGGGCCUUUUCCGGCCGCAUGUGGGUAUUCCUAAAUGUCUCAUAUUUUCAAAGUACUAGUCUUCGGUAGACUCUGUGCCAAAUAUUUCACCGAACGUUCAACCAUACCUACCAUGCGAUUAUGCGUUCUCCAGAGAAACUCUAGGGAACACUGCUUUCAGCUGCGACCUUGAACAUCGCUCACUGAAUAGCUGCUCGAGAUUGAGCAGAAAAAACAAGAAAAAAUUGGAGAAAUGUACUUGUCCUAAACAUGAUUCGUC
This is a messenger RNA of Bemisia tabaci, 1115 nucleotides long. NCBI's taxonomy places the organism in Eukaryota, Metazoa, Arthropoda, Insecta, Hemiptera, Aleyrodidae. The record is from RefSeq and is a predicted model, not a curated record.